GGGGCUGGAGCAACAUCGACUGACUUCCGGCCAGGCCGUUGUCUGGGCGGUGCGGUCGAGUCAUCGCCGGGCCUCGCCGCUUGUGUCGUGUAUCUCUCCCCGCGCCGCCGCGGCGCCGGGGGUCGACCAGCCAAAGGGGGCGGGAGGCCACUCGGACCUUCCGGUGCAUUUCGUUCUGGCCAGCAGCCCGGCUACCCGCGCUGGGGCCUGGGGUCCUCGGGGCCCGCGAGGCCCGGUCUGAGGGGCCGGGGCCUACGUGGGCCCGCCGCCGAGCCCCAUGAGGCACAGCCUGACCAAACUGCUGGCGGCCUCGGGCAGCGACUCCCCAGCCCGCAGCGAGAGCCCGGCGCCGGCCGCGACCUGUUCGCUGUCCCCGGAUCUGACCCGGGCGGCGGCCGCCGCAUCUCCCCGCCGCCAGCAGCCGCGGGGCGACGAGGGCGAGUUGGACGCCGGGAGGGAGGGCCGCGGCGGCGUGGCCGUGCGCGCGCCCUCGCCCGAGGAGAUGGAGGAGGAGGCGAUCGCCAGCGUCCCCGGGGAGGAGACGGAGGACAUGGACUUUCUGUCCGGGCUGGAACUGGCGGAUCUGCUGGACCCCCGGCAGCCGGACUGGCACCUGGAGCCUGGGCUUAGCUCACCCGGACCUCUGUCCUCGUCCGGCGGUGGCUCGGAUAGCGGCGGCCUGUGGAGAGGGGACGACGAUGAUGAGUCCGCGGCUGCCGAGAUGCAGCGCUUUUCGGACCUCCUGCAGAGGCUUUUAAACGGCAUCGGAGGCUGCAGCGGCGGCAGUGACAGUGGCAGCGGCGAAAAGAGGCGGAGAAAGUCCCCAGGAGGCGUCGGCGGCGGCAGCAGCGACAACCAGGCGGCGACAAAGAGUCCCCGUAAGGCGGCGGCGGCGGCUGCCCGUCUGAAUCGGCUGAAGAAGAAGGAGUACGUGAUGGGGCUGGAGAGCCGGGUCCGGGGUCUGGCAGCCGAGAACCAGGAGCUGCGGGCCGAGAACCGGGAGCUGGGCAAGCGCGUCCAAGCACUGCAGGAGGAGAGUCGCUACCUACGGGCCGUCCUAGCCAACGAGACCGGACUGGCUCGCCUGCUGAGCCGGCUGAGCGGCGUGGGACUGCGGCUGACCACCUCGCUCUUCAGAGACGCGCCCGCCGGCGACCAUGACUACGCUCUGCCCGUGGGGAAGCAGCGUCAGGACCCGCUGGAAGAGGACGACUCCGCGGGAGGAGUGUGUCUGCAUGUGGACAAGGAUAAGGUGUCGGUGGAGUUCUGCUCGGCGUGCGCCCGGAAGGCGUCGUCUUCUCUUAAAAUGUAGGGUCAAGUAAUCUGCUCUUUAUCCGCGUUUACCCCUUUCAACUCCCUUACACCAUGUAAAACACCUUAGUGGGACAUCUUCACUGGACACAUUUCAGAGGAGGAAAAAAAGUAAUAUUGAAUCUUAAAGUGUUUAGCUAAAAAGCAUGAAUGUGACACUGUAACCAACUCCUAAUGAUAACAUGUGACUAUUAAAUCUCUCUGACAGUUUCUUUUUUAGGUGAUUUCCUUCCUGCCAGGCUCCGUUGUAGGGGUUACAGAACAGUCGUUCCCGCCUCACAACCUGGCGGGAGGGGAAUCUAAUUUGGGCCCUGUCCACCCUGGAAACAGACUUGUGCUGGUCAGUAAUGUGUUUAAGAUGCUUCUUAUGGUUGAAAUAGCUGUUAAUGUGUCCCCUUGUUCAGACUUGCGUGUACCUAGCUCUUCUGUCCCCAGUGUGGACAUGGCCUUGGAUGACAUCGGUUCCAACUGUACACUGAAAGCUGCUAAUAGAGAUACAGUUUGGAGACAGUGAAACAGGUGAAGUUGAAUGGAAGUUCCGAGUUGUACAAGGUGCAAAUUGGAAUUCCUAUCUUAGAGCAACUUUUCAGAGGUUGACAGUAAGAAUUUGGGGCUUGCACAAAUGUGAUAGCUAUUUUCCUGAAGAUGACAGAAAUCUCUUAAAUAUUCAAGAAUGCCUUUUAGUUUCGAGUAGAAGAUCUAGAAAUACAAUCCAUUCCAAUUAACAUUAUAAUAUCUCACCAUUAGAAAAGUUGGAAAUUAACAUGUGUAUCAGACUCCUGUGUUAGUUAAUUGAAGGAGGACUAAGAAUGGUUAACGAAGUGUUUUCUUUGAGGACCAGCACAGUGAUUAUCCUAUCACUGAGUAUGAAUAAAUUGUUAAAACACCUUUAUUUUUGUUGUAUUAAAAUUUUAGGUUAAAUUUAUGUAUGAUUAGAUAUUGAAGGUUGUGAAAUGUGAAUGAAAACAUGUAAAGUGAGGCUUCACAAAGAAUCUUUAUUCUCCAUAUUUCAAAGAUAUUUGUCCUAUUAAAAAACAAUUUUUAAGAACUGAGUGGUUCUGGCUAAUGACAUGAUUGACAUUUCCUAAAGAUAGGACAUAUUCUUCUUUUGAAGUACUCUGUUCAAUGGUGUAGACUGAGUUAUGGUGUCCUUUAGUGUAAGAAACAUUAAGAAAUUCUUUGUGAAACAUCACUGUUUGAUAAAGUAUAUACGUAUUUAGCAUCCUUGUUUUUCUUUGUGCUAAAGUGGAUACAGCUGUUGGGGCAGAAGAGACGGGACCAGCUGCUGGCCACAUUUCCUGCUUUAUUUUAAAAGGUAGUAUAAGAAAUGAGGAAAAAGAGGUAAUAUCAGGGCUUCUGAUGUCUUUUAUUUUAAAAUGUUCAUGAUUAAAAAGUAUCUUCCAGCAGUCCAAAGAUGUAAGUUAACUUACACAUAAAAUGUUUUAUUUUGUUGUCAUUGGUUGUGAAAAUGGAAUCCUUGUUCUUGCACAACUGUAAAUGUUUUGUUGCUAGAUAAUACGAGUUGAGACCUAACUGGUUCUCUGGUUUCCAGUGCAUUACAGCAUAUUUUUGUAAAAUCAUCUACUGCACUUGAGCAUGAAUGGGUAGCAGCAAACUCAGAACCUGGAGUGAUGAACCUGCUUAUACCUAAGUGCAGGAGCAAGCCCCACACACAACCCUCUUCCUCACAAUGCAGUGCAUGGAUUUUUAGUGCCUACUGAAUUAUAUAUAUAUAUAUAUACACACACACACACACACACAUAUAAACCAAAAGUAGUUGGAAAAAUUAUUUGAAAUGACUAAUUUGUGCUAUCUUUAUGGAAUAUGUUAAAUGUAGCUAUUUGAAACAGAAGCCUUGAAUUGAAAUUUAAUUAAUACUUGAACAUUUUGUGUAUAUUUCUUUGUAUAUAAUUUUGUGCAGUAUCAAUGACAAAAAUACGGUGUCAUAAUAAAACCAGGUUUGUUGAUCUUUCAGUUAUGGGCUCAAAGAAUUUAUUCAUCUCUAACAUGACAUUGGAAAAUAAUGGAUGAAAAUAGGAAAAAUGAUUGUUGUUAGUGCUGACUGUGGGUCUUAAAAGGUUCUGGAAGCAGUAAGUGUUUUUCUAAAAAUUAUAUCAUUCCCUUGGAAUAUUUUCUUCAUAUAACAUCAGUGCUUUUCCUGAAUUAUUUGAAGUUCGGGGCUGGGGAGAAACUUAAGUCACAGCUUUCUGAAUUGGGAUGCUUUGAAAUUCCAAGUGUAGAUUUUUAGAAUGUCAUUUUAUAAAUGGCAGUUUUUGGAAAUACUUGAUUAAGAACUUUUGAAAAUGGAGAUUAGUAUCGCCUAUUUUUAAAGCUGCUUUGUUAGGUUCCUUGUGUUUUAACUGUCUUAGUUUCCAUUUCAUUCUCUUUUCUCUAAUUUUGGUGACUUGGUGAUUUUGUCGUUUUUUUACAUCAACUUCAUGGCCUUGUUUUUACAUGGUUUUGCAUGUAUGUAGGACCUACCUAAUGGGCUUUAAGUAAAUUUGGUCAUAUUUAUGUGUAAGCACAUUACUGUAAAUGUUCGGGUUUCUGAAUUUACAAGAGAUCUGUUUAUUUCAGUAUGUAGUAAACAGUAUCUUAAAGUGUCUAUUCACUACUUGUUAAUUAAAAAAGUUAUUCUUAAUAUGAAA
Molecule: messenger RNA, 3959 nt
Organism: Manis javanica (Malayan pangolin)
Lineage: Eukaryota; Metazoa; Chordata; Mammalia; Pholidota; Manidae
Gene: CREBZF
Product: CREB/ATF bZIP transcription factor
Biological process (GO): regulation of DNA-templated transcription
Molecular function (GO): DNA-binding transcription factor activity
Source: RefSeq, a predicted model, not a curated record